Molecule: messenger RNA, 3155 nt
Organism: Bursaphelenchus xylophilus (pine wood nematode)
Lineage: Eukaryota; Metazoa; Nematoda; Chromadorea; Rhabditida; Aphelenchoididae
Source: the annotation of a GenBank genome assembly
AUGACUCUCGGGAGUUCCGAAGCCUUCCUUCCAUCGUAUCAAAUAUCGCCGCGUCAACAUCAGAUCCCCGAUGACAUCGAUCUGGAGGGCGGGACCUUGAUUAGUGUGGAGGAGGUAGGGUAUAAUUGAGUUGCUAAGAUCACAUUAAACCUUUUCGUUCACUCCUUUAUACUCCUUUAAGUAACUUACUCCAUUCAUUGGACUUCCCUUGAGGGCUUCUUCCCAAGCGAAAUUCCAAAACUUUUCGGGAAGACAAAAGAGACGAUAGUAUCAGAAAAUAGGGCAUUUUGAAUUGCACUUUCGAGUUGAGGAAUGCCAAAUCUGAUUAGAAGAGUCUAUUUAAGUGGCCCUCAACUUUUACUUUAACUAAAUGUCUGACUUGCAGUUCGAAGAGGUUGACCCGGUGGACAAAUGCAAAGUUUAUGUGACCAGAUACAACGUGCAGUCAGCGGACGGAACAGAAGAGAGUACGUUCACAAAGAAGAGGAAGAUACGAGUAAAUUGUACGGAGAGUGUGCAACGGAUCGAAUAUUCGAAAGGAAAGGAAUCCAAAUUCGAGGAGGAGACCUUGGUUUACAAUCCGAUCGAAGCCCUGGGAGCGAGGAAUGAGCCCAAUGAUCUCAGACUUAUCAACAGCUAUGGAAACAAGGCAAAUAUAUAAUGUUAUUAAUGUAAUCACCUGACUUUCAGGACAACUUCAAUCAAGUCUUUAUGCAGACUCAAGACCAGUUGAUGCAACUGAUCCAACAGAAAAAGAAUAAUUAUGUCGACGCGUUCCCCGAACUCUUCGCGAAUCUCCGAUCUCAGCCCGCCGUUCUUGGAGACAGUCCCUCUACUUAUCAAGAAGUGGUUGUGAAUCCAGAUGGAUCCACCACUGUGAGAACGAAGUCGUCAAAAGCAUUUUCCUCACAUUACACCAGACAAGAAACCUAUCUAAAUGGGGUCAAACAGGAUACCAAGUGCAAGUUCAGAGCGUUUAUGGAAUAUUCAGGACCUGAGGGUGGAUUUAAGAUCAAAGUGAAAGACAAUCCGGAUGAUGAUUUAUCCGAGGAUGAAGGCGAAACUGAUUCUUUAUCAUUGAUCAGCAGACUGAGCAGAUCAUGGUUGGUUUAUUGAUUCUUUAGGUCACUGCAGAGGACAAUAAGAGUAAUUGUAAUCUUUUUAAGUCUCUCUGAUAUCCACGAUUCUCUAUCAGAAGUCCCGGAUGAUCGCUCCGCUCUUGUUGUUCAUGACAAACAUGCCCCCUCCAUUAAGCGAGAACCCCUCAAGCGACAUGAAAAAGCUUGGCAUGCGGUAAAUGAACUGGUGGAGAGUGAGAAUAGAUACGUUCAGAAGUUAUAUCUACUUGAGAGGGUAGGUAAACCUCUUCUUUUGUUCAAUUUUUAUAGUUUCGGGAAGAGAUGGAGGCGGAAAAGUUGUUGGAUAAACGUCAGAUGGCUAUGUUGUUUGCGAAUACAUCGAGUUUAUAUCGGUUUCACAAUGACCAUCUGCUUCCUCAACUCAUGGACAGACGGAGGGAAUGGGCGAAUACAAAAAAGUGAGUAUAAUAUCACCAGGAUAACACAAUAUUUUCUUUUUAAAGAAUCAGCGAUGUCAUCAAAAAACAAGGACCGUUUUUAAAAAUGUACUCGGAGUAUACAAAUAAUUACAAAAACGCCACAAAUGUGUUUGAUGAAACGAUGAAACGAAAAAAGAAAUUCGAAAGUAUCGUCAGAAAACUUGAAGUAAGUUCGGAUUACUGUAGCUUAUUUUAUUUGUUUUCAGAAACUACCCGAAUGUGAGAAUAUGAGUCUGGUCUCGCAUCUGAUCUGUCCCGUUCAACGAGUCAUGCGAUAUCAAUUAUUAUUGAAAGAGUAUCAGAAGUAUUUGGAGUAUUCGGAUCCGGAUUAUGGGGAUACGGAACAAGCUCUGGAACUUGUAGUUGGAGCUGCAUCACAUGCCAAUGAAAUGAUGAGGAAGUUGGAUCGCUAUAGAAAUGUUCUGGAGGUCCAAGAGAUGUUGGGCGGUUCCAUUUCGUUGGUCUCUCCCUCUAGGGAAUUACUCAAACGUUCAAAAUUAAUGAAGAUCUCAUCGUCUACCGGGAAAUGUGAAGAAAGAUUACUGUAUGUCUUCAAUGAUCUCAUACUCUUGACCAGUGAAAGGACCAUCGGCUUAGGGAGCAAAUUGAAGUUAAGGGCUUUGUUUGAUCCGCUGUACACUCAGGCAAGUAUAAAAAUAAAUUAAUUCUGACAUUAUUGUAGCAAUAUGUAGUAUACUUUUGGUUUUCAGAUCUGUGAAGGGGAUAAUCUGGAGAGAGAACAUUCCUUUUAUCUGAGGGGUUCCGAUCAUGCUGGUGGGCCGUCCAGAUGCGUCGAAUUGUUCUGUAAUACUCAAAACGACAAGGCCAGUCUUAUUGACACCAUCUGGGCGGUCAUAAGUGAUAGUCAUCAGCGGAGAAACUCAUUUAAAAGAUCGGUGACUCCGCCUGUAUUAGCAGCAUUAACGGAUGAUAAAAAGAGUUGUGCCAAGUGUGACGAAGAGUUCCCGUGGUAUGCCCGGCAGGGGGUUCAAUGUGGUCAAUGUCAUCGGAAGUACUGUAAAAAAUGUUUUAAUCCGAAUGGGAAGAAAGCAAGGAUAUGUGAUCAAUGCGGAAGCGUAAACGAAGAGGUGAGAUACCAAGAAGACUGUUAGCUAUAGUGAAUAAUUAAUAAUACUUUAUUUCUUUCAGAUCGAGAAUACCAACAAAUAUGUGACCCCCAGCAGACAGAAUGUGCUGGAUGUCCCUGCUAUGGGUAACGAUGACAUUAUCAAACAAUCCAAAGUCAAAUUAAAGUCUAGUACAGGGAAGAUUUUGGAACGAUAUUUUGUACUUCGAAAGAAUUUCUGUCUCUUCUCUUACAACUCGCAAAAAGUAAUAUUUUUCGCCUUUUUGUUGGCCCUAAUUUGAACAGUACAGUAUUGAUCAAUUCUUUCGUCUUCAGGAUUCAUGUGCAUUAUGUAUGCUCCCAAUUCCUGGAUGUGACGUGGCCCCAGACAAUGAACAUCGAGCCUUGGUCAUAAGACAUUUGAAGAGGGCCUAUACUAUCAUACUGGACAACGACACUGAUCAUGCCGAAUGGAUGGCCGCCCUGGUCUUAUCGUCCAAUGCAAGAAUCCCAGGAGUCGACGAAAAAUAA